UAUUCCUCAUUGGAAAAAGAAUUUUAGUGACAGUCCGUCAGUAUAAAGAAGGGCUUUUUAUUGUGAUUUAUUUUUAAAUGUUUUUAUUAGCGCAGUAUUAAAUAUUUCUGUAAACGAUGUCCGCUCAACCGUCGGGAGGAGGUCGUGGCAAUUGGAAAAAUUUUGCGACCACCCAAGCUGAGGAAGACGCCUACGACUAUGUCAAAUUCCGGGUCAAUCCAAAACCAACCGGGUUCGUGGGUUCCGUUGCCCACGUGAUCAAGGGUGCGCUUGGCGGAGGCAUCCUGGGCGGCCAUGUUGCCUUCAUGAAGGCUGGUCUGAUCGCGACUCCUUUCGUCUUCAUGUUCGGAAUGUACAUGACAUACUGCUUAUAUAUUCUAGUCAGAUCGGCACAGGUUCUGUUUAAAAGAACUCGGGUAUCGUCGAUGUCCUACCCAGACGUGGGAGAAGCAGCUAUGGCAUGCUUUCCGAAUCCCAGUGUAGCGAAGUGGGCAACCGCCUUUAGGUACUCCAUUGAUGCGAUAAUCUGCAUCGAUCUGUUCGGUGCUUGCGCUUGCUAUCAACUUAUAAUAGCAAAAUCCAUCAAGCAACUCGUAGAGAACACGCAGAAACCUACUGUUGAAGGCUUGGGCCCUGGGUACCCCGACCUUAGGGUCUACUUGGCUGCCAUGAUAAUACCUAUGAUAUUAAUUUGUCUUAUAACACAUUUAAAAUGGUUGGCGCCAUUUUCUCUUGCUGCCAACGGUGUUGUGUUGAUCAGUGUUAUGAUGACCAUUUAUUACGCCAUGCAAAAUAAUCCCGAAUUUAAAGACUUGCAGACCACCACAACAGUUUAUAGCUUCUUUGAGUUUGUCGGUAUGUCCGUAUUCAGUAUGUCCUGCGUCGGAGUUGUCAUACCCAUCGAAAACAACAUGGGCAAUCCCAAAAUGUAUCCAAAAGUCCUUGUCACUGGCAUGUCAUUUAACGUCUCUGCCGUGUUCUUGGUGUCGUUCUUCGGAUACGUGGGUUACUUGCAAGCUUGCGAAUCUCCCAUAACUGUCAACUUUCCCAUGACUGUAGUGCCGAAGAUCCUGAAAGGUCUUAUCGCUAUGAUGAUCUACGUCACUCACGCCCUCAACUUCUGGGUGCCGUUCAACUUGGUGUUCUUCUACCUGAAGUCUUUGCACAGGAAGGAAGAUGAGCUGAAAUGGGAGCUCAUAUACAGGGCGAUUAUUGUAACUCUCAUAGGGGUUAUCGCAAUUGUUUUCCCCAAUAUAAACGCUCUUAUGGGAUUCCUUGGAGCCUUUUGCCUGUCCAACAUGGCGUUCAUUUGGCCCAACAUGAUAUACCUCAUGGUGGUCUGGCAGAGGCCUGGACUCGGGAAAUACAGAUGGCGCCUAUGGAAAGCGGUAACGCUGAUUGGCAUUGGCAUAUUUAUAUUUAUCUGUGGGAGCGUUGUUAGCAUUAACGAGCUGGCAUCAAUGUUUAAGUAAAGUACUUUUUAUUGUACUCGGAGAUUUCAAUGAACUGAACAAAAGGGCCGUCUGGUAUACGUAACAGUUAAUCGGUCGAACUAAAUUUGUGGCACUUUUCGAUCAUAAUGUUUCGUAAUUCUUGCUCCGCUACUGAGUGAUAGCCGGACAAACCAAAAAACCAGCUCAUCCAGGCAUUUCUGCCGUCAUUCCUUUUUCUGCCGGCUAGAAGCAUUGCUGUGUUACAGCAUUGUUGCGUUCCGGUCUGAACGGCGUGGUUGCUGGUGUUAUUACAGGCGCAUGAGGCUAAACACCUUACGCUUCAGGUUGUCGGUCACAGGACGGCCAUUUGUAGGACGUUCUCUUUGCUGGUCUUGAUGGUUUCCACCAUGGGUGUGCCCGUCUGCGUAGUCCGUCAAUUAUUACUAUAAAAAAACACUUUCACAUUCAUAAAUAAAUAUUUCUAUGUCUCUGUACAAAUGUGUAAACCAAAGGGUCAUAGGUUAAAAGGCGAAAAUUGUAUUUUUGAUUAAAAAGUUCAUUCUAGGUCUAUUUAAAUGAAUCUAGUUUUAACUAUGACUUUGAUAUGAUGACGUGUCGGUUGGGCAAACGGGACACUUGAUUUAAAUUUAACUUAAAAAUAAAUAAUGCCCUAGCACUGUUAGGUCUACUCAAAUUGGGAAAGUUUUGACUUUAACCUAUUUGCCCGAUAAAUGGGCGUGACGUUUUGAAUGAUCAUUGUAUAAUCCUCAAAAUAAAAGAAAUAUAUAUCGAAUAUCUUUUAUCCUGGAACCUGUUUAAUCCGUUACGUAUGCUAGGAGUACCUUUAAA
This is a messenger RNA of Pararge aegeria (speckled wood butterfly), 2282 nucleotides long. RefSeq names its product proton-coupled amino acid transporter-like protein pathetic. Gene Ontology annotation, biological process: amino acid transmembrane transport. NCBI's taxonomy places the organism in Eukaryota, Metazoa, Arthropoda, Insecta, Lepidoptera, Nymphalidae. The record is from RefSeq and is a predicted model, not a curated record. Gene Ontology annotation, molecular function: amino acid transmembrane transporter activity. The coding region runs from base 117 to 1472 and encodes 451 amino acids. Gene Ontology annotation, cellular component: vacuolar membrane. The transcript is spliced from 11 exons.